This is a messenger RNA of Drosophila virilis, 1317 nucleotides long. It is a transcript of the gene Act88F, whose product is annotated as Actin 88F. The record is from RefSeq and is a predicted model, not a curated record. NCBI's taxonomy places the organism in Eukaryota, Metazoa, Arthropoda, Insecta, Diptera, Drosophilidae. Gene Ontology annotation, biological process: mitotic cytokinesis.
UAAAGACAGCACUUGGCCAUCCGCGUGCCAUUUGUUGUUGAGUCUAGGAGCCAACAAGAAUCAAACGUGCGAUUUUAUUUUCAUCAACUCCUUUCGUUGGCCUAAAAGAUAAACAACUGUCAAAAUGUGUGACGAUGAUGCGGGUGCAUUAGUUAUCGACAACGGUUCGGGCAUGUGCAAAGCCGGCUUCGCUGGUGAUGACGCCCCCCGUGCUGUAUUCCCCUCGAUUGUGGGUCGUCCACGCCACCAGGGUGUGAUGGUGGGUAUGGGUCAGAAGGAUUCGUACGUCGGUGAUGAGGCUCAGAGCAAACGUGGUAUCCUGACGUUGAAAUAUCCCAUUGAGCACGGCAUUAUCACCAACUGGGAUGACAUGGAGAAGAUCUGGCAUCAUACCUUCUACAAUGAGUUGCGUGUGGCCCCCGAGGAGCAUCCAGUAUUAUUGACAGAGGCCCCACUCAACCCCAAGGCCAAUCGCGAGAAGAUGACUCAGAUUAUGUUCGAGACCUUCAACUCGCCAGCCAUGUACGUUGCCAUUCAGGCUGUGCUGUCCCUGUACGCUUCCGGCCGUACCACUGGUAUUGUGUUGGACUCCGGUGAUGGUGUCUCCCACACUGUGCCCAUCUAUGAGGGUUUCGCUCUGCCCCAUGCCAUCCUGCGUCUGGACUUGGCCGGUCGCGACUUGACCGAUUAUCUGAUGAAGAUCCUGACUGAGCGUGGCUACUCUUUCACCACCACCGCUGAGCGUGAAAUCGUGCGUGACAUCAAGGAGAAGUUGUGCUAUGUGGCUCUGGACUUUGAGCAGGAAAUGGCCACCGCUGCCGCCUCCACAUCCCUGGAGAAGUCGUAUGAGUUGCCUGAUGGUCAGGUCAUUACCAUUGGCAAUGAGCGUUUCCGCUGCCCCGAGGCUCUGUUCCAGCCUUCGUUCUUGGGCAUGGAGUCGUCCGGUAUUCACGAGACUGUCUACAACUCAAUCAUGAAGUGCGAUGUGGAUAUUCGUAAGGAUCUGUAUGCCAACUCUGUGCUAUCCGGCGGUACCACCAUGUACCCAGGUAUUGCUGAUCGUAUGCAAAAGGAAAUCACCGCCCUGGCCCCAUCGACCAUUAAGAUCAAGAUCAUUGCACCACCUGAGAGAAAGUACUCCGUCUGGAUUGGUGGCUCCAUCUUGGCAUCGCUGUCCACCUUCCAGCAGAUGUGGAUCUCCAAGCAGGAGUACGAUGAGUCCGGUCCCGGCAUUGUGCACCGCAAGUGCUUUUAAAUCUUUCCCGCGUUGCGAAAGAUCAACAAAGACAAACACCACGUUAGCAAAGUCACAAACCA